AUGCUCCCUUCCCAGUCCUAUGUCAACAUUUCCUUCUUCCAGCCACCUGCUUUCCUGAUGAUUGGUAUCCCAGGGCUGGAGGCCAUUCAUGGCUGGAUCUCCAUCCCCUUCUCUGCCAUGUACACUGCGGCCCUCACUGGAAACUGCUUGAUCCUCUUGGCUGUGAGGAGGACUCCCAGCCUGCACCAGCCCAUGUACUACUUUCUGUCCAUGCUGGCCCUCACCGAUGUGGGUCUCACCUUGUCCACACUGCCCACCACCCUGGCUGUGCUCUGGUUUGACUAUAGGCUCAUCGGCUUCAAUGCCUGCCUGGUCCAGAUGUUCUUCCUCCACUCCUUCUCUGUGAUGGAGUCCUCGGUGCUCCUGGCCAUGUCAUUUGACCGCUUUGUGGCCAUCUCCAACCCCCUGCGCUAUGCAGCUAUCCUCACAAACAAUGUCAUUUUUAGGAUUGGGCUGGCCAUUGUGGCCCGUGCUACCUUGUGCCUCUUCCCUGUGCCAUUUUUGAUUAAGCGACUAAACUUCUGCCCUGGCAAUAACUUCUUGUCCCACUCAUUCUGUUUCCACGCUGAUGUGAUGAGAAAAGCGUGUGCUGACAUAAUCAUCAAUAUACACUAUGGGCUCUAUGUGGUUGUGUCCACUGGAGGUAUAGACUCUCUGCUCAUUGUCUUGUCCUACACUCUCAUCCUGUACAUAGUCAUGGGGCUGGCUUCUCCCCGGGAGUGCACCCGGGCCCUCAAUACCUGUGUCUCCCACAUCCUAGCUGUCUUUGUCUUCUUUAUUCCAGGUAUCACUAUGUCCAUGAUCCAUCGUUUUGGCAGGCACCUGCCUCACAUUGUACGUGCUCUUGUUGCCUACGUGUACCUAAUGGUGCCACCUGUGCUCAACCCCAUCAUCUACAGUGUCAAAUCCAAGCCCAUCAGGGAGGCCAUGCUCAGGAUACUGAGGGUGAAAGGCCAAGGAUGA
This is a messenger RNA of Equus caballus (horse), 963 nucleotides long. NCBI's taxonomy places the organism in Eukaryota, Metazoa, Chordata, Mammalia, Perissodactyla, Equidae. The record is from RefSeq and is a predicted model, not a curated record.